This is a messenger RNA of Zea mays, 1146 nucleotides long. RefSeq lists its product as uncharacterized. The transcript has a single exon. The coding region runs from base 79 to 549 and encodes 156 amino acids. Lineage: Eukaryota; Viridiplantae; Streptophyta; Magnoliopsida; Poales; Poaceae. The record is from RefSeq and is marked validated.
CCACUCCCAGUCCCAGUCUCCCACCGUCCCACGAAACACACUCAACUCUGCCCCGAAGCGGAGAACCGCCAGCCAGACAUGAAGAGAACCAGAGCGCAGCAGCCCAAGGUCGAGGAGCCGCAGGACCUCGCCGCCAACCUAAAGCCGCAGCGCCGGGACAAACAGCCGAGGCAGCCCAAGUCAGGCGCCAAAGCGAAGCCCGCGGCGGGCCCGCGCGUCGCGGCGGCCACGACCCUCGCCGCCGCCGCCGCCGCAGCAGCAGCAGCAGCAAAUGCCGCCUCGGCCGCGUCGUCGCCCGGGCCGGAAACGGCUCCGACCGUGCCGGACGUGUGCGUCGGCGGGGACAAGGACGGGGACGCGGACGCGGACGCGAGCGCCGUGGACUGGGACCUCGACGCCGGGCUGAGCGCGGCGGCGUGGUGGACGUGGGGCGUGGACGAGGAGAAGCUGCUCGGCUGGUUCCCCUUCGUGGAGGAGGACUUCCGGUGCGCCGGCGGCGGCGCCGCCGAGGUGGCCGCCUUCGACCACGACAUUUGGAGCAUCUGGUGAACGAACCUUUGAGAGACAGACAACCGAGCCGGUGGCGAUGCUUCUUUCGCUGGUCUUGCUCUGCCCUGCCCCAGGGGUUGGAGGUAGUGUCUUGGUACAGUGACGGGGGAAUGCGGGCGGAGGAUGUGUAGGCGAGGUUUGCUAGUCGACUAGAUAAUGCCGCGUGUCUGCAAUGGCGCAAUUCCAAGCGCGCUCUUCGUUGCUCCAUCGAUCGCGCAGUGUCUGCCCGGAAGACGUUCUCGAUUCAUACAUAAGAACAACGGCAGCAAUUUCAAUCAAGCGCAUCAGCACCCAAAAACUUGUUUAGCGAAGUACUGUAUGCAGGAUUUGAUAGCUAUGUAGAAUUGUGCAGGCGGUGUGUGCUACUACGGGAUUGCGAUUUCAAGUUCACUAGAGCUUGGGCAUGUGGGCAAAACGUUGCGAGGCCGAAAUGUCGUCCAUGUUUCUUCGCCGGUUACUUGGGUGUAUAAUGCAACUGCCCACACAUAUUGGAACUGCGCUCUGCGACUCAAUCCCGAACAGUUUGGAUAUUUUAGCUGCUUACUCAUUCCUAGAAAGGUCGUACAUCCCCCUCCGUUUCAAAAUAUUAUUGUUUUU